Topomyia yanbarensis is the source of this 812-nucleotide messenger RNA. RefSeq names its product nuclear nucleic acid-binding protein C1D-like. Lineage: Eukaryota; Metazoa; Arthropoda; Insecta; Diptera; Culicidae. Gene Ontology annotation, molecular function: DNA binding; RNA binding. Gene Ontology annotation, biological process: regulation of gene expression; maturation of 5.8S rRNA. The record is from RefSeq and is a predicted model, not a curated record. Gene Ontology annotation, cellular component: nucleolus; exosome (RNase complex). The transcript is spliced from 3 exons. The coding region runs from base 93 to 554 and encodes 153 amino acids.
AUAAACGUCAAGAACAUGAUGGAAAACAUUCUGAUGUGAAGUGCCCUUUUGUUUUGAUCAGAGGGCGCGUCAAAUCAUAUGUCCGUACCACGAUGGACGUGGACACUGUCGAAAUAGAGGACUUCGAUUACGGUGAACUGAAAAACGACACUGCCUUUAUCAACAAAAACGAAAACCUGUCAGAAUGCAUCGAACGGAUCCGGCAAAAUCUGGCCAUUGCCAGAGAGGACUACAAAAAUUAUGAAAGCUUUACGCUGGAGGAGAAGGUGAAGUACGAUCUGCAUUUGUCCUAUAGCAUCAAUUCGCUCUACUGGAUGUAUCACAAAAUUAUAGGAUUGGAUCCCAACAAGCACGGAAUCAAAGACGAGCUCGCUCGCAUCAAAGCUGCCAUGAUCCGGGAGAAGGAAGUCUACGACCACAAGUACAGCCGACCGUUGCUGGACCAGGGUGCAGCCAAGCGCUUCAUCCGAGCGGGUCUGUACGACCACAAACAUCGGGAUAAGCCGGAAGCCAUCGAUCCACCGCCAAACAAGAAGAUACGGUUUGACGACUAGCACGGGAAAGAGCUUUUGUUGUUCCUUUUUCAGGGUACAAAUUUUCAACGAUUGGGUGACGCUGCAUUGAUGAAGGCUACCUGACGAAAACCUAGUUUUAUAUAAGUCGAUUAUUUUCCUCAUAUUGCAGAUUCCGUAUCUGGAUAACUGCAGCAGUAGUCAGAUUUGGAGUCGACAAUACUUUCAUUUGCUUUAAUUGCUUGUUGGCAAGAAUCCUCAGCAAAUAUUAUCCUAAUUAAUAAAAGAUUGGCAAAGAAA